GUGUGUGUGUGUGUGUGUGUGUGUGUGUGUGUGUGUGUCAGGUAUUGUUUGUUGAGGACUCUGAAGCAGUGUCAGAUGCAGAGGGAUCUCCUGUUGAAUGCUGGGAAAGAGCUGGCGUGGCACGGCAGGACUCAGAGCGAGCCGGCGCAUUACUGCAGCAUCUGUGAGGUGGAGGUGUUCGACCUGCUUCUGGUCACCACGGAGAGCAACAGCAGGAAGACGUACGUGGUUCACUGUCAGGACUGCGCCCGGCGAGCCGACCUCGACAACUUCGUGGUUCUGGAGCAGUACAAGAUCGAGGACCUGAUGCACGUCUACGACCAGUUCACACUCGUGAGUCUCAAGAGGACCUUAUGUUUCAGACCAGAGUGGAGCAUCUUAGAGACAUAGGGGACAUUCCCAUUAUGUGCCCUGAUACAUGUACGUUUUGAACUAGAAAUAUGUGGUGAAAUAGCACGAGGAGAGUCAACAUUAGCUGUUAGCACUCGUGUUCAGCACUUACCUGCUUGUUCACGGCCAGUUCCCACUCGUGAGUCUCAAGAGGAACAAAAACACGUCUCAUUAGGAUCAGAAUGGAGCAUCUAAUGGCGCAUUUCCACUACAGUGCGGUGUCAGCGUGCCCGGCCUGUUUUUUGGAUGCGUUUCCACUUGGCGUAGUUCCGGCUAGCGGGUACUGUUUCACAGUUUCUCUGGCUCUCAACAAUCCAGGUUCUUUCCGGGCCAACAACCAGGCUGAGUCGGGCUGAGUAUGC
Messenger RNA from Notothenia coriiceps (black rockcod), 752 nucleotides. RefSeq names its product lysine-specific demethylase 6A-like. The record is from RefSeq and is a predicted model, not a curated record. The coding region runs from base 76 to 390 and encodes 104 amino acids. The transcript is spliced from 2 exons. Gene Ontology annotation, cellular component: MLL3/4 complex. Lineage: Eukaryota; Metazoa; Chordata; Actinopteri; Perciformes; Nototheniidae. Gene Ontology annotation, biological process: regulation of gene expression; heart development. Gene Ontology annotation, molecular function: chromatin DNA binding; RNA polymerase II cis-regulatory region sequence-specific DNA binding; histone H3K27me2/H3K27me3 demethylase activity.